This is a messenger RNA of Impatiens glandulifera, 1582 nucleotides long. Its product is annotated as tRNA-dihydrouridine(20/20a) synthase-like. The transcript has 12 exons. Gene Ontology annotation, biological process: tRNA dihydrouridine synthesis. Gene Ontology annotation, molecular function: tRNA dihydrouridine synthase activity. NCBI's taxonomy places the organism in Eukaryota, Viridiplantae, Streptophyta, Magnoliopsida, Ericales, Balsaminaceae. Bases 119 to 1420 code for a protein of 433 amino acids. The record is from RefSeq and is a predicted model, not a curated record.
AUUAAACUUGAAAAAGAUAAGACUUAAGAGAGACGACGGAGCCGCAAAGUUGAAGGGUCAGAAAAUACGCAUCCAUUUCAAGAUUUGGAGCGAGCGAAUUCAAGCUUAGUACUAAACGAUGAUGAAGUCUGGUGGGCACACUUUAUUCGCUUCUAUUGCUCCUCCUCUUCAAUCGAUUGUGCUGAAAAACAAAUGUAGAUUUCCAACCAGUAGACUUCAUGGAAAAGACCCGUUUAAACCCAAGAACUUAUUUGCUUACAAUCAGAACCAUCUACUUGAUAUUAAAACUCCAAUCUUUGCUCCUCGGUUUCUUCCUCCUUAUUUCAGUGUUGCUCCAAUGAUGGAUUGGACAGAUAACCAUUACAGAACUCUCGCUCGGAUUAUCUCCAAGCAUGCUUGGCUGUACACGGAAAUGAUUGCUGCAGAUACAAUUGUUCAUCAGAAGGAUAAUUUGGACAGAUUCUUGGCAUAUUAUCCUGAGCAAAACCCUAUUGUGCUUCAGAUUGGUGGAAGUAAUAUUGAUAGUCUGUCAAAAGCAACUCAGCUAGCAGCUGAAUAUGGCUAUGAUGAGAUUAACCUGAACUGUGGAUGCCCUAGUCCAAAGGUGGCAGGGCAUGGUUGCUUUGGUGUGAGUCUGAUGCUUGAUCCGAAGUUUGUUGCCGAGGCUAUGUCAGUGAUUGCUUCGAAGUCGAAUGUUCCUGUGAGUGUCAAGUGCCGGAUUGGGGUUGAUGCUAAUGAUUCCUAUGAUGAGCUUUGUAAUUUUAUUUACAAGGUUUCUUCUGGAUCACCAACCAAGCAUUUCGUUAUACAUUCAAGAAAAGCAUUACUCAAUGGCAUCAGUCCUGCUGAUAAUCGAAAAAUACCUCCACUCAAAUAUGAAUACUUCUAUGGUCUACUGCGUGACUUCCCAGAACUGAGGUUUACCAUUAAUGGAGGCAUAAAUGGUGUUGAUGAGGUGAAUGCAGCCUUACACGAAGGAGCUCAUGGAGUUAUGAUUGGACGUGCAGCUUAUAACAACCCUUGGUAUGUCUUGGGACAUGUUGAUACUGCAGUUUAUGGUGCAUCUCCCUCUAACAUUACACGACGUCAGGUUCUGGAAAAGUAUGGAGUAUAUGCAGAUUCUGUUAUAGGCAAAUAUGGACAUAAACCAACCCUUCGGGAUGUUGUCAAGCCUCUUCUUGGACUUUUCCAUUCUGAGCCCGGGAAUGGCUUAUGGAAGCGGAAAGCUGACGCUGCUUUCAAACAUUGCACGACAUUCAAAUCAUUUAUUGAGGAGACUAUAGUAGCUAUUCCAGAGUCGGUUUUGGAUUCACCAAUUGGCGAGGCCCCAGCUGGCAGUGUAGAUACUUUUUCAAAGGCGAUAAAUGUUCUUCCAUCUCCGUAUGUUAUAGAAAGAGAACAAGAACUUCUGUAUGCUUAAUUGGAUUACUUUUGAAUUCUAGAAAACUGUAAUUACAAGCAGUUAGAGUUUCUCGUGAGAAAAUAGCUCAUGAUCAUCAGUAGACUAUUUGGAAAUGGGUAUUUAUUAUUAAUGUAUUUUGUGCUGAGCAAUGAAUGACAAUAAAAUCAUCUUUGUUCUUUA